This is a messenger RNA of Dendrobium catenatum, 1947 nucleotides long. RefSeq lists its product as uncharacterized. NCBI's taxonomy places the organism in Eukaryota, Viridiplantae, Streptophyta, Magnoliopsida, Asparagales, Orchidaceae. The record is from RefSeq and is a predicted model, not a curated record. The transcript is spliced from 4 exons. The coding region runs from base 1 to 1947 and encodes 648 amino acids.
AUGCCUGCCUUGUGUAGAGAUGUAAUGAUCCCUAUUCAUUGGUUCUCUGACCAAAUAAAUCUCUAUUAUCUAUGGAAUUGUGUUCAUGUUCACAUGAAGUUCUGCGAUGGUUUUGCUAAAGGAAGCAUAUACUUGGGAGAACUUGAAGUCGUGAAUAUCACUAAAUUUCAGAGCAUCUGGAGUUGCUAUGUGUCAAAAAACAAGAGAGAAGGAGCCACUUUUUACAAGCCUUUAACGAUUCCUGAUGGAUUUUUCUCCCUCGGUGAUUAUGGCCAACAGAUUGGGCAACCUUUUCAAGGUUUUCUUCUUGCAGCAAGACCAGCAGCUAAUUCGAAAGAUGCAGAACUUCCACCCCUGCAAAAGCCCAUAGACUAUAAGCUUAUUUGGUGCUCGGCAAACUGGCAGGAUGAUAGCCAUGAUGGAUCUGUCUGCUUUUGGCUUCCAUGCCCUCCAGAAGGCUAUAGAGCCGUUGGUUAUCUAGUCACUGUUGAUUCCAACAAGCCCUCUGUCGAUGAAGUAAGAUGUGUCAGAGCUGAUCUCACUGAUACAUGUGAGAAUCAUGAACCCAUUCUUUCUAUUGAGUCAAAUAGUUUAGAUAUUCCCUUCACUGUUUGGAAGUCCAGGCCUUCCUUUCGAGGGAUGUGGUGCAAAGGUGUCCCGGUUGGUACAUUUUGCUGCAGCACUAACAGCAAUUUCAAUGAUGAAAUAGAAAUCUCUUGCUUGAAAAAUUUUGAUCCGGCAUUGCUUGCUAUGCCGAAUCUAGAUCAAGUUCAUGCUCUUAUCAAGCAUUAUGGACCGACGGUUUUCUUUCAUCCAAAAGAAACUUACAUGCCCUCAUCAGUAUCUUGGUUUUUUACAAAUGGAGCUACUUUGUACACAAGAGGUGAAGAAGAAGGACAGGCCAUUGAUGCCAAAGGUUCAAAUCUUCCAGGUGAAGGUGACAAUGAUGGAGAGUACUGGAUUGAUUUGCCUGAUGAUCAUGUCAAAUAUGGGAAUAUAGAUAGCGCAGAACUUUACAUCCAUGUGAAGCCAGCUCUUGGGGGAACCUUCACAGACAUUGCAAUGUGGGUGUUCUGUCCAUUCAAUGGUCCUGCUACCCUCAAGGUUGGGUUGCUAAACAUCUCUCUAAAACAUAUUGGGCAACAUGUGGGAGAUUGGGAGCAUUUCACUCUUCGAAUAAGCAAUUUCACAGGCGAGCUCUGUAGUAUAUAUUUCUCUGAGCACAGUGGGGGUGAAUGGGUGGAUAUAUCUGGUUUGGAGUUUGUUGAAGGCAACAGGGCGAUCAUUUAUUCUUCAAAGAACGGGCAUGCCAGCUUCCCUCACCCUGGAACUUAUCUCCAAGGGUCUGAAAAGCUGGGAAUCGGGGUUAGAAACGAUGCUGCUUGGAGCAAAUUCUAUGUGGAUUCUAGUGUUCAUUAUAAGAUAAUUGCAGCAGAGUAUCUGGGGGAUGUUAUAUCUGAGCCUUGCUGGUUGCAGUACAUGAGAGAAUGGGGACCAACUGUAGAGUACAAUUCGAGGUCAGAACUAGAUAAGAUUCUUAGUUUUUUACCUGUUAAUCUUAGGUAUUCAGUGGAAAAUGUCGUGGAUAAGCUUCCAGUGGAAUUAUUCAGGGAGGAAGGUCCUACAGGACCCAAGAAAAAGGAUAACUGGGCAUUAGCUCUUUGCGAGCUGAAGUAUAUUUCAAUUUGUCCACUUCGACAAACUGUUGCGGGAUAUCAACAGGGAUACGGGAUGAGUCGUCGGCUGCAGGUUUAUGAGGAGGCUUUGAGUGUUUUACCGUCUGUCAAGAUGUUUUCCCUCUUUGUGAAGUUCUGGAUUGAUGUUGCAUGUCCUGAGAGUUUGGUGCACAAUGUUGGGCUUGAAGUUUCGGAGUUCAGUUUGUUUCUGAAGAGAGCAUAUGAAAAAGCUGAAUCAACUGGUUGUCUUAUUGAGGAUCUUGCUUACUAG